This is a messenger RNA of Drosophila suzukii, 931 nucleotides long. It is a transcript of the gene Tim17a1, whose product is annotated as Tim17a1. NCBI's taxonomy places the organism in Eukaryota, Metazoa, Arthropoda, Insecta, Diptera, Drosophilidae. Gene Ontology annotation, biological process: protein import into mitochondrial matrix. Gene Ontology annotation, molecular function: transmembrane protein transporter activity. The record is from RefSeq and is a predicted model, not a curated record. Gene Ontology annotation, cellular component: TIM23 mitochondrial import inner membrane translocase complex; mitochondrial inner membrane.
AAGAUUCCGAAUAUAUCAUUUUGUCAAACGGUAUUAUGUAUACUCCAAAAUACAUUCCAAAAACACACGUUUUCGAUUAGAAGCCAAUAGCAAGUAGACAAGGGUUUUCGUCAUGGAGUACAACCGCCAGCCGUGUCCCAUUAGGAUUGUAGAAGAUUGCGGGUGCGCUUUUAUGAUGGGCACCAUCGGAGGGUCGCUGUUUGAGUUCCUCAAAGGGUUCCGUAACGCACCGUCAGGAGUGCGACGCGGCCUUUACGGCGGCUUUGAUUCGGUGAAGAUGCGGACGCCAGCCAUCGCCGGCAGUUUUGCCAUUUGGGGAGCCACCUUCAGCACGGUGGACUGCGUCCUGGUCUCCUAUCGCCAAAGGGAGGAUGCCUGGAAUUCGAUCGCCAGUGGAGCAGCCACCGGCGCAAUUUUGGCAGCCCGUAGUGGUCUUCGGGCCAUGGCCAAUAGUGCUCUUGUGGGCUGCCUGGUUUUGGCCAUGAUAGAAGCAGCCGGUGCAGCAGUAGCCACCAUCAAUGCAGACGAUACCGGGACGGAAACAUUCAUCAAUCCACAUCGGGCUCAGUGGGAGGCUUAUCACAGUGCGUACAGGCAAAUGGGCGUUUCCUCGCAAGAUUUUGCUGACGCGGAAUUUGAGCAAGUGCUGGAAAAAUGCCGAGCGUACAGGGGCCAAAUUGUACUGCAGGAUGCAACAUUAGGUUCCAGCGAAUUAAAUAGUUUCGACCGGGAGUCGGAAGAGAAGGGGAAUCACUCCCUACUGGAUCUCGUCAAACUGGCUGAAAACUUCUAAUUUCUCCCAGAAAAAUCUUUUUUUUGUUUAUUGAAUCUUUUGUUUUCGUGGCCGCUCGUCCAAAUUAUUUGCAUGUGCUAAUUUUCUAUGUUAAUUUGCUGAUCGUAUGAAUAUAUACCUAGUCCAGUGUCCAAUUAA